Molecule: messenger RNA, 522 nt
Organism: Betta splendens (Siamese fighting fish)
Lineage: Eukaryota; Metazoa; Chordata; Actinopteri; Anabantiformes; Osphronemidae
Gene: ndufa5
Product: NADH:ubiquinone oxidoreductase subunit A5
Exons: 5
Coding region: 89-439 (116 amino acids)
Biological process (GO): respiratory electron transport chain
Source: RefSeq, a predicted model, not a curated record
UACACCUGCCGGUCUAGUUGUGGUAGCAGCUCUGACGUCAUAUCCAGUGGCCGGAAAUCGCAGGUCGGAGGUUCCGCUGCAGAGGAGGAUGGCCGGGCUGCUGAAAAAGACGACUGGCCUUGUCGGUUUGGCAGUGUCCCAUACGCCACAUGAGCGUCUGAGGAUUCUCUACUCCAAGAUCCUGGCUUCGCUGCAGACUAUGCCACAGGAUGCCGCCUACAGGAAGUACACCGAGCAGCUGGUCAAUGAGAGGUUAACCCAUGUCGAAGAGGAACCUGACAUCGAAAAGCUUGAGAAGAAAAUCAGCUGUGGUCAGAUAGAAGAGGUCAUUUUCCAGGCAGAGUGUGAGCUCAAUCUCUCGAGGAAGAUGUCAGAGUGGAAACCCUGGGAACCACUGAUUGAGGAGCCUCCUCCCAACCAGUGGAAAUGGCCCGUCUGACUCCAUGUUGGAAAGAUACUCAUGUCGUAUUUUGUGUGUUUCGUGUUAUGACAAAAGGUGCAAAUAAAAGUUAUACAAAUAUU